Molecule: messenger RNA, 1758 nt
Organism: Lachancea dasiensis
Lineage: Eukaryota; Fungi; Ascomycota; Saccharomycetes; Saccharomycetales; Saccharomycetaceae
Source: the annotation of a GenBank genome assembly
AUGAAUGAGUCAUUUGGGGUUAAUUCGAAGCCAGAAGAGAUGAAUAAAUACAAGAAAUAUGAGGUUCACGAAGGAAUCAUAUUUUGUAUUGAGUUAUCUAAUGCCAUGUUUGAGAAACCAGCGGAUCUAAACAAGGUUCAGCUAAUUGAAAUUCUGGAAACCUUGUUAGAGCUCAUGUCUCAAGUAAUUAUAACGCUACCUGGAACGGGUAUUGGAUGUUUUUUCUUCCAGUGCAAUAACAAGAACGCUCGCCGAGGAAUCUACGAAUUUAUGCCCUUAGAAGACGUCAAUGCCAGAGCCAUGAAGAAACUAAACGAUUUGCUAGACGACAUAAGAUCCGGAAGCACUACACUCCACGAACAGUUCCCACUUGACCAGACACUCUCAACUCCUUUGGAAAGUGUGUUUAUUCUUUUGCAAGAAGAGUUUUUGAAGCAAGUCUCGGGUCAAAGAGCUUACAACAAUAAAAAGAUAUUUCUGUUCACCAACAACGACUCUCCCAAAGAGGCCGAGGACCUUGAUGCACGUUUGAGACUUCGUAAGGUGGUCGAUGACUUAGACGACUGUUACAUCAAUUUCACCACUUUCUUCUUGGGGAGCGAACAAAAGCCCUUUGACCAAAGUUUCUACAGCGAUGUUUUAAAAUUUGGUUCUAAAAAGAAGGUGUCGGAUACUGGAUAUGAGUUCGAAGGACCUAGUACAGCCCCAAUUUCGGCUAACUGGAUAAAAUCUCGCGCCUUACGCAAAAAAGAAAUUAAAAGAAUCCGUUUCCAGUGUCCACUGAUUCUAGAUGAAGCAAGUAACUUCCUAAUUUCCGUGAAGGGCUACACUGUGAUAGCUCAUGAAAGAGCCGGUACCAAGUACAAGCAAAUUUACGACCAUAACGGUCUUCGGAAGGAAGUACAGCCCCGACGCCGAUAUCUAAAUGCUAACACGGGCGAAGAUGUCACUCAUUCAUUGACCAGGGUCUAUAAAUUUGCUGAGGUAGAUAUAGAGCUAUCGGAGGAAGAAGUUACCAAAAUUAAUGAGCAAUUUUGUGAGCACCCUUCGUUCUUAAAGUUGAUAGGAUUCCGCCAUACUGCACAGUGUCUUUUCUUCUUCAAUAAUAUCUCCAAUAGCUCUUUUGUAGUUCCAGAUGAAAGUACUUAUGAGGGCUCCUAUAAGACACUCAGCUCCUUAUUUCGCACUCUCAGAAAGAAACAGAAGUCUGCAAUCGUUUGGGGUAAGUUGAAGUCGAAUUCAAAUCCAUCCAUUUAUGUGCUGAGCCCAUCCGACCCACAAGAUCAAAAUGAGGGCUUUUAUUUAACCAGAGUUCCAUUUGCGGACGAGACCCGAAAGUUCCCGUCUUUGACCAACCAUGAUAAAGUGCUGAGUGGUAAAGACUUCGAUCAGAUGUGUAAAAUUACAGAAACGCUCAUAAGUUAUUUCAACUUGCGUCGACCAUAUAAGCCUUCCGACUUCAGAAAUCCUACUCUUCAAAAGCAUUUCAAGCUACUUCGCGAAUACCUGCUGCAGAUCGAAAUAAAUAACAACUCUGAUCCAACGGAGCAAUUACUUCAAGAAGACGAUACAUUGGUUAAGCUCUACCAACUGAGAAAUAGAAUUCUAGAGUCUGCCGAGGCUGAAGAUCCGACUCGUUCAAGGUUGAGCAAUUAUGUCAAGGCUUGGAAUACUCUCUACAACAGAGAAUACAACGAGGAAUACGAUUACGACACAGAUAAAAUCAAAGCCACGAAAAAAGUGAAAUCGUCAAAAUAG